Messenger RNA from Magallana angulata, 3507 nucleotides. RefSeq names its product delta-1-pyrroline-5-carboxylate synthase-like. Lineage: Eukaryota; Metazoa; Mollusca; Bivalvia; Ostreida; Ostreidae. The record is from RefSeq and is a predicted model, not a curated record. Bases 298 to 2724 code for a protein of 808 amino acids. Gene Ontology annotation, cellular component: mitochondrion; cytoplasm. The transcript is spliced from 16 exons. Gene Ontology annotation, molecular function: glutamate 5-kinase activity; ATP binding; glutamate-5-semialdehyde dehydrogenase (NADP+) activity.
UGUCUGCCCCUUUCACACUGAACCGAGUUCAUUCCGGUGUCACACCGGUUCUAGGAAGAAAAAGCCAACCAGUAUUUAUACGAAAAGUGCCUUGUUCUUUAAGCAGUGGAUAUUAUUCCAUCGCAGGGGCCAAUAGACUAGAUCUAUAGACUGGAGAGUUACUUGGUCAAUUGGAUGCUAGAUUUACGAAACAGAAAAUUUGCAACAGACAUGGUUGAUCGUAUAGAGUGUAGACUUUAGCAGUAAUUUAAUUUGGCGUCAUCUUUGAACAACGGAAUUUUCACUGCGGCGAAAAUCAUGUACUACAAAACACUCCUCAGUAAGUCUGGCCAAAGACUGUGUCAGGGUUUGAGCACCAGGUCUCUGGUCUUGGCCUCUACAAGUUCAUCGUCCAAUCAAAUCUCAGCUUUCUCCAGUCUCGCAGGGGGCGCCUCUCCAUCUUCCCAGUCCCUUCAAAGGAAAUGGCGUCUGGAAUCUCGGGCCAACAUCUCGACGUCUCAGGUCAUGCCGGCUCAGGCCAUGUUCCGUUCGGACCUGGUGAAUUGUAAGCGAGUGGUCAUUAAGCUGGGGAGUGCCGUCAUCACCCGUGAGGAUGAGUGUGGGCUGGCCCUGGGCAGGUUAGCCUCCAUCGUGGAACAGGCUUGCGAGUUGCACGCCAUGAAUAAACAGGUGAUUAUGGUGACUAGUGGUGCCAUCGCGUUCGGAAAACAAAAACUCCAUCAAGAAAUGCUGAUGUCCAUGAGUAUGCGACAGACUCUACAUACAAGUAAAAGGCAGGGAUCCCUGAUCGAGCCCCGAGCCUGUGCUGCCGUCGGACAGAGUGGUCUAAUGUCGCUCUAUGAAGCCAUGUUUAACCAGUAUGGAGUCAAAACUGCCCAGGUUCUCAUCACCAAGCCAGAUUUCUUCCAUGAGGAAAGUCGAAGGAACUUGAUAGGGACGCUGAAGGAGCUGCUACAACUGAGCAUUGUUCCCAUCCUGAACACCAACGAUGCUGUCGCCCCACCGCCCCAGAUAGACAAAGACUUACAGGGGGUGAUAAGUCUGAAGGACAAUGACAGUUUGGCGGCCCGCCUGGCAGUGGAAGUCGACGCUGACCUGAUGAUUCUGAUGUCAGACGUUGAUGGCCUCUACACAGGACCCCCAGGGCAAGAGGGCUCCCGCCUCCUCCAUACUUACUGUCCGGAGGUCGAUGAAACCUCCGUCAUCUUUGGAGAGAAAUCCCGCGUUGGACUGGGUGGGAUGGAUUCUAAGGUGAGAGCAGCUUCCUGGGCCCUAGACAAUGGUACGACUGUGGUCAUUUGCAAUGGACAUGAAGACCGAGCCAUCCACAACAUUGUGUCAGGGAAAAACAUCGGGACCUUCUUCACCAAGUCCAAAGUCCAGAAUGCACCAGUUGAACUGAUGGCCAUGCAAGCACGAGAGGGAGGUCGAGUGCUACAAACAACCACACCCAAUCAGAAGCACCUGAUCAUCACAAAGUUGGCCAACCUUUUGUUAGAGAGACAGCGAGACAUUCUUGAUGCCAACAGCAAGGACAUAGAGAUGGCCAACAAGUCAGGUCUAGAGUCCACCUUAGUGUCUAGACUAGUUUUGAGUGAGAGGAAACUUCACACUCUUUAUGAAGGCCUGAAGCAGAUAGCCGAUCAAAGCUCAGACAUUGUUGGGCGUGUCGUUAGGAGGACAUUGCUGGCAGAUGGCCUUGAAUUAAAACAGGUCACGACCCCUAUAGGGGUUCUUCUUGUUAUCUUUGAGUCCCGUCCAGACUGCCUACCUCAGGUGGCAGCUUUGUCUAUCGCCAGUGGUAACGGUCUGCUGCUGAAAGGAGGGAAGGAAGCGUACCACAGUAACCAGAUUCUGCACUCGCUUGUCCAGGAGGCACUCGAACCGUUCGUUCCCAGGGAAACCAUUUCACUGGUAAGCACACGAGAGGAGAUUGAGUCUCUACUUGAGAUGAAUGAGUACAUUGACCUAAUUAUACCCCGUGGGUCCAACGAGCUGGUCAGCAUGAUCCAGAAACAGAGCCAGGGGAUCCCCGUCCUGGGGCACAGCGAGGGCGUGUGUCACGUCUACAUCGACAGGAACAUUGACCAGGAUAUGGCUCUAGACAUAGUGCGAGAUUCAAAGACGGAUUACCCAGCUGCUUGUAACGCCGUGGAAACCAUACUGGUCAACAAGACCCACCUGAGGGCUCCAUUUUUUGAAGAUUUGUUUGACAUGCUGAAAUCCGAAGGGGUGAAGAUUUACUCUGGACCCCGUCUGGCCUCGGCCCUGAAGUUUGGCCCCCCACCGGCCCCCUCACUCCACACAGAGUACGGAGACCUGUCCGUUACCGUGGAACUUGUAGACGAUGUCAAGGACGCCAUUCAACACAUCAACAAAUACAGCAGUAGCCACACCGACGCCAUUGUCACUAGUGAUGAUAACGUGGCAGAGGUGUUCCUCAAGGGCGUGGAUAGUGCUUGUGUAUUCCACAACACAAGCACUAGGUUUGCUGAUGGCUACAGAUUUGGACUUGGUGCUGAGGUAGGAAUUAGUACCUGCCGAAUUCAUGCUCGAGGCCCAGUAGGGGUGGAGGGACUACUGACCACAAAGUGGCUUCUUAACGGGGAGGGUCACAUUGUGGAAGACUUCAGCAAAGGGAAGAAGGAAUACAUACACAGACCCCUCCCUCUGCCACAGAACAUGAUGGAGGAGGAGGAUGUCAAUGUAGAGCUCAAGGACUAGAGAGACAAGCUCUGAUUGGUCAGCUGUUCAUGUUUGAAAGAUCAAUAGAUCCUGUGAUUGGUUAAAACUUUAAAACACAGCAUCUCUAUCAAAGGCUGUGAUUGGACUAUUUUUUCCAUGCCUGUCAAGAUUUAAAAAGACAGCAUGGGUAGUUUUUCAAAUUUGUCUUCUGAUGCUUUGUAAAUGGUUCUACUUACUUUGUACCAAGGGCAGUUUUUCCAGCUGAUAUAAAGACACACUACACAAAGAAACAGUUGUACAUUUGUAUCUGUCUCUUUAUCAGGAUUAAAACUUACCACAACUUUAUAAGCCACAGAAAAAGCAACCGUUUUUUUUUUCGCUUUCACUGACAUUUCUUACUUUGGUAAAUUUUCGUUGUCAAACUGAGAAAGUGCUAUGUUUAGUAUAUUAUAUUUUGUAUUUAAAAGAAAGUAAAACCUGAAAUAUUUUCAAGUUUAAAAACACACUUUCAUAAUAAUUGCCUGUUUUGGCAUGUGUUGUUGACAACAGAUUUGUUUACCUUGGUUGUCAGGUUGUGCUUGUACACACACCUGUCUAGAUCUGGAUUGUAUGAGAUCUGAAUCUCUGUUACGUUUUGUAUCGUAUGUAAUAAUGAUCACACAUUUUUUGGUCGCAUUUUCUUAUCAAAAUUAACGCAUUUAUUGCUUUACAGGGUUGAUUGAUAAGGAUUAAAGGAGUGAGAGUUCAUUAAAGACGAUACAUUUUUUUGAAAAUAAAGCCAUUCUUUUGCUAUGUAUACUGAAAAUAAAAUAUAUCAGUAUU